GCGGCCUCACGCCUCGGGGAGGGUCUGUGGCGCGGGGCGGGGCUGGGCGGGGCGGGCACCGGGGCUUCGGCGGGGGCUGCCGGGAUUGGAGCGCCGCGGAGCCCGCCCGCCUCCGCGCCUGCGGGCCUGCCAGCCCGGCGCUGUCGAGAGUGCUUGCGUCCGCUCCUGGGCCAUGCCCGCGCCCAGUUCGCUGCGCGCCCGGCCCUGCUAGCUCUCCCAGGCUUCCUCUACCCGCGCCGCGCCGCACCUGGCGGCGGCCCCGGAGCCCGGCUCGGGCGGCAGCGCGGCGGCGGGCGCCUGGUCCCGGGCUGGCCGUGCGCGCCCGGCGCGGAGCACUGCGGCCAUGGGGCUGCAGCCCCUCGAGUUCAGCGACUGCUACCUCGACAGCCCGUGGUUCAGGGAGCGGAUCCGUGCCCACGAAGCCGAGCUCGAGAGGACCAACAAGUUCAUCAAAGAGCUCAUCAAGGACGGCAAGAACCUCAUCGCCGCCACCAAAAGCCUUUCGGCAGCCCAGCGGAAGUUUGCUCACUCGCUCAGAGACUUCAAAUUCGAGUUUAUUGGGGACGCGGAGACAGAUGAUGAGCGCUGCAUAGAUGCCUCUCUCCGAGAGUUCUCCAACUUCCUGAAGAACUUGGAAGAGCAGAGAGAAAUUAUGGCAUUAAGUGUCACCGAAACCCUGAUUAAGCCCUUGGAAAAAUUCAGAAAAGAGCAGCUCGGAGCCGUCAAGGAAGAGAAGAAGAAGUUUGACAAGGAGACAGAAAAAAACUACAGCCUCAUUGAUAAGCAUUUGAAUUUAUCAGCAAAAAAGAAAGACUCACAUUUGCAAGAGGCGGACAUCCAAGUGGAGCAGAACCGCCAGCACUUCUACGAACUGUCUCUUGAAUAUGUGUGUAAGCUUCAGGAAAUCCAAGAGCGGAAGAAGUUUGAGUUUGUGGAACCUAUGCUGUCGUUUUUCCAGGGAAUGUUUACUUUCUAUCAUCAGGGCCAUGAACUUGCCAAAGAUUUCAACCACUACAAAAUGGAACUGCAGAUCAACAUUCAGAAUACCCGGAAUCGUUUUGAAGGCACCAGGUCCGAAGUAGAAGAACUGAUGAACAAAAUCAGACAGAGCCCCAAGGACCACAAGCGAGCCAGUCAGUUUACUGCGGAAGGCUACCUGUAUGUUCAGGAGAAAAGGCCUGCUCCGUUUGGUUCCAGCUGGGUCAAGCACUACUGCAUGUACCGCAAGGCGGCCAAGAAGUUCAACAUCAUCCCGUUUGAGCACAGAUCUGGGGGCAAACUCGGUGAUGGAGAAGUGUUCUUUUUGAGAGAAUGCACCAAAAGGCAUACUGACUCCAUUGACAGAAGGUUCUGUUUUGAUGUGGAAGCUGCUGACAGGCCUGGCGUCUCCUUGACCAUGCAGGCAUUUUCUGAAGAAGAGAGGAGGCAGUGGCUGGAAGUUCUGGGUGGAAAAGAAGCUCUGUACCAGAGUUUUAAUAGAGCCAUCAUCCCAAGACCAGAAGGAAAUGCGCAGCUGGAUAAGAUGGGCUUCACAGUUCUUAGAAAAUGCAUCAGUGCGGUUGAAACACGAGGUAUAAACGACCAAGGACUGUACCGAGUUGUGGGGGUGAGUUCAAAGGUCCAGAGACUUCUGAGUAUGUUGAUGGAUGUGAAAACAUGCAAUGAGGUGGACCUGGAGAACUCCAUAGACUGGGAAGUGAAGACAAUCACAAGUGCCUUAAAGCAGUAUCUGAGGAGUCUUCCGGAGCCGCUUAUGACCUAUGAGUUACAUGGAGAUUUCAUUGUUCCAGCCAAAAGUGGCAGCCCAGAAUCUCGUGUUAAUGCUAUCCAUUUCUUGGUGCACAAACUGCCAGAGAAAAACAGAGAAAUGUUGGAUAUCUUGGUGCAACACUUGACAAAUGUUUCCAAUCACUGCAAGCAGAACCUCAUGACUGUGGCCAAUUUAGGAGUGGUGUUUGGACCAACGCUGAUGAGGCCGCAGGAGGAGACUGUUGCUGCCAUCAUGGAUUUGAAGUUUCAGAACAUUGUUGUGGAAAUCUUAAUCGAAAACCAUGAGAAGAUUUUCAGGACUCUGCCUGCUGCCACAUUCCCCGAGCCUGCGGUCCUGUCAACAUCACCCCCAAACGCCCCUCCACGGCAGUCAAAGAGGCAAGGCCAGCGGACCAAGAGACCCGUGGCUGUGUAUAACCUCUGUCUGGAGCUAGAAGACGGUGAUAGUCCCAACCCUGUGAAGGAGGACACUCAUACCAGCAGUCUGGACUCACUUUCUUCCCCGUCUCCCACGACCGCUGCUGCCAUUGGACCUCUCGGGUCAGAGAAGAACCACCUUCUUGCAGACGGGGGCGGCUUUGGGGACUGGGCACCCACUGUCUCCAGCCAGGCCCGUUCCUCUAUGGUCCAGUGGCUGAACCCGCAGUCUCCCAGCACCCCCAGCUGCAGCCCGGCUGUCACCCCUCCUUCACCCAGUACCCCACCGUUCCCCCUGUCUCUCCCGGCUUCAGUUGCAGAGAAGCCCCCUGAAAGUGUGUCUAGUCGGAAGGCCCGAGCCGUGUACCCCUGUGAAGCAGAGCACAGCUCGGAGCUGUCAUUUGAGAUCGGAGCCAUUUUUGAGGAUGUGCAAACAUCCAGGGAGCCUGGCUGGCUGGAAGGGACCCUGAAUGGCAAGCGGGGGCUGAUCCCACAGAACUACGUGAAGCUGCUGUAGUGCCCGGCCCGUGAGGACCCCACACCGCCCCUGCCCCCAGAGGGUGGGUGGCCAGCCACCUCCCUGCUUCCGGACACUCGGGGGUUACGGAGCACAGAUUGGCACUCCUGGGGCAGGUGGCAGGGGCAGACUGCCAGGGUGGGAGGACCAGGAUGCACCCCAUGGCUCUGACUUGGGGGGAAGAUUGCCAGAAGAACAGAAGACUCUGCAUGCCUCACGCCUGCCUGUGGGCGCUGCCUCCCCCCACCACCACCCCCUUGGACACCUCUCCCAGAGUGCUUUACGGGCUGCACCUGGCCCAGGUGUCACCAGGCCUGGAUGCAGGGGAGCCGGGCACUCUGAACCCAGAGGGCAACAAAGAGGUACUCCCUCCUGGGCGCCCCCAGACACCCCCCAAACUAGGGCACAUGACGUAUUUAUAACGGGCUUCUCCUUGGUGCUUCUCACCUAUGUGCUGCUUCCUGGACACCACCCCUUGGCCCUGAGAUCUCUGUACAUGAAAUAAAGUGUAUUUACUACC
Molecule: messenger RNA, 3224 nt
Organism: Erinaceus europaeus (western European hedgehog)
Lineage: Eukaryota; Metazoa; Chordata; Mammalia; Eulipotyphla; Erinaceidae
Gene: ARHGAP10
Product: Rho GTPase activating protein 10
Exons: 23
Coding region: 344-2704 (786 amino acids)
Biological process (GO): signal transduction
Cellular component (GO): cytoplasm
Molecular function (GO): GTPase activator activity; protein binding
Source: RefSeq, a predicted model, not a curated record